UCUCUCUCUCUCUCUCAUGAUCACAAGACGCAUGCGCUCAAUCCUCCCUAUAACGCAGCCACAAUGCCAGCAGUUAUGAAUUGCGUCUCCCGCCACGUGAACACACACUGGAGGGGAGCCGAGCAGCAACUGUCGAGCAGCCUGGAGUGAUACAGCAUGAGUCAGCCCGAAGAAGAGAAUGCCAGCGUCCACUCUGACAAUUCGAAUAAUUCAGACAACGCUUCAAGCUUCGUUGCCAUCAACACAGGAUGCGGCAAACUGAACGUCGCCACUAGACAGGGGCGACACCUUCACUUCCUGCAGAUGGUGAUACUUCCACUUGUGCCAAUCGCUGGAUUAAUCAUCCAGAACUGCAUUUCCAUGGAGGCUGUAAUCCGCUACCAGGGAGACAUCAGCCGAGUGAAUGAUGGGGUUGAGAGCACUGUAACGCUUGGCAUCUUAGUGUCAGCCAUUCAGACGGAGAGACUGAGUGUGGCAUAUUAUGUCUUCACCAACGGUUCUUUGUUAAGAUCCAACCUCAGCCGAACGUAUGCAGAAACCAACAAAGUAGUGAAGGAUUUGAUCACGUGGCCUCAGAUUGAAAAGGACCAGUCAGACCUCUUCGAAUCACCACAGCAUUUUCAAAUAAGACUUAAUGACUUCAGGCGUAACGUGGACUCAUCUGAUGUGUACAUUCGAGACAAAAUGGAAUUCUAUGAGCAGAUAACCACCCCGCUCAUCCGCCAGCUAAUUCUCAAAACCUCCAGUACAACCUCACCAGGCCUGUGGCAGCUUGUUGAGGCGUACAAGAGCAUGAUACAUGCCAUAGAAAACAUGGGCCGAAGUGUCAUUUAUGGUCUGAACUACUAUGGUCGUGGUCACAUCGACCAAAUGGGACUUUACCACUACGUCAGGUUAAGAGCUAUUGCUACCUCUGGCAUACGGACCACACUGGAAUUUUCUAAACGCAGCGCCGCACGCAUUGAAAAGAUACAAGAGCAGGAGUAUUUAAGUGAAAUCCGUCUCUGGGAUAGUGAAGUGCGAAGAAACAAGUAUAUUAAUGGCUCGUCAAGAGCGGCAACUCGCUAUAUCACUUUCAUGGCUCGCUACCUGGAUGACCUCAAGAAAGCACAGGGCCAACUGCAGGAUGAAAUAAGGACUACCAUCCAAGAGCAACUGACGGUGGCCGAUAGAGAGGAGGCGGUAAGCAUAGCCAUCCUGGUCCUUGUGCUAUCCAUAUCUCCAAUCAUCGUGUUACUGGUACGGAAGGCAACUCACAUGGUACAGCUAUUUUCAGAUACAUUGUCUGUGAAGAUGUCUCAACUAAAAGCAGAAAAGAAACGGAGUGACCGUUUAUUGUACCAAAUGUUGCCAAUAGAAGUUGCACGCCAGCUGCGGCAGAACAGACAGGUUCCUGCGGAGAGCUUCGAGAGUGCUACUGUUUACUUCAGCGACAUAGUUGGCUUUGAGGACUUGUGUGCAGAAAGUUCACCCAUGCAGAUUGUGACUCUUCUCAACUGCCAAUAUAAAGUAUUUGAUUCACGUCUCGAGAAGUACGACGUUUAUAAAGUGGAGACCAUCGGUGACGCCUACAUGGUAGUGUCUGGCCUGCCGCGGCGAAACGGUCAACGUCACGUGUUGGAAAUCAGUUGUCUGGCGCUUGACCUACGGCACGCUGUCCAAGCCAUUCCUAUCCCACACAAGCCAGGAUCUUUCUUGCAGACUCGCGCAGGAGUGAACACGGGGCCCGUAGUUGCUGGCGUGGUUGGAACCCGGAUGCCUCGUUACUGCCUCUUUGGAGACACAGUCAAUACCGCCUCACGUAUGGAAACAACAUGUGAGCCAAUGCGCAUCCAGAUAUCUCUCAGUACACGGAUGUCACUUCUGUCUGCUGGUGGAUUCAUUAUGGAGUUUCGUGGAUACACUGAGGUGAAGGGAAAAGGUGAGAUGGCUACUUAUUGGCUAGAGGGCCGAGACGGACUGACUUUCGGCGCUGUUAAUGUUCCAGUUUUAGAAGAUCCUAACGCUGAAUUAACGAAUCCGCAAGAAAAGUGAUAGUAAUAAUGUGAAAUAUUUCGUUAUGUAAUAAAAUCUUGAUUGGUCUUGUGAUUAUGGCAUGUAUUCUUUAAUUUAUUUUCAUUUACUGAACGCUAAUCUUUUUGUUCCAUAAUACAAUGGGGAAGGCAUCGUCUACCUUCUAAAACAACUUUAUUUUUUUGCAGAAAAUCUAUUAAUCUAAUUACACACACAUCCUUUUCUAGAAAAGAAAAAUAUUAUGACGUUUCGUACACCAGCCUCGGGAUCCCAAAUAGGUUCAGGUCAGAUUGCCUUUUUAGUAUUGAUCUUAAACGUCUCGACGUUUCCAUCAACUUUUCAUUCAUCAACACCUGCAUCAUUAGCUGCUUUAGAUCUAUUUUUAGUGUGUAGAAAACCUUCUGCCGAACACUGAAGCUGUUUAUAUCCUCACUGAAUUACAAAAGGGUGAGGCAACUGACAGUAACUUCUUUUCUGUUCCUUCCUAUUUUAUCUAUCCCUAUUUUCAGUCCAAAGUUGGGUGUAAGUUUGCAUUGAUGAAGGACCCAUUUUUUUUAAAACUUAGUGUUAAUAUUUUCCAUCACUAAUGUAGCCCUUUUACAUUUUUUUUUACCAUGGUCCACGCUUUGGUAAGUAAACCAAACCCAAGCAAAUCUUAAUUGAUAUAUUGUGAAUAACUAUCCCUUUCCAACAACAAAUCCCAAUGCUGUAUACCUGUCUUAUGCAAUGGAAGUUUGUCGAAAAUGUUGAAAAGUACCAACGUGCUCCUAUGUUAUGAAAUAUUGUAUACAUCCUUCAGAUAAAUAGAUUUUGUACCUCAAAUGCUGCAUUCUGGUGGGUUUAGAAGACUGUUUUUGCAACUCAAUAAUAAUGGUAUAUUUUAUAACCAGCGUCAACUGUUACCAGAGAAGUACUGAUAUUAUUUUACUCCUUCAAUAGUCUCAUGGUUUUUAUUACCCUUAUCAGACAGGAUUUUCUCAUUCUGCGUGAUGUAAACCACAUAUAAAGGGUCUCCUGUGAUUUAAAGCAUAUAUUUCGGUAUUUGAUGUUUAAGUAAUUCUGUGUGAAAAAUACUCCAUACACAUGGUGUGUUUUGCUGUAUUUUGCGAGAUAUUAAUUUGGCUGUUGCGUGUAGCGAGAACUGCUGGCUAGGUUCUCCUCCUCAAGUACCUACAUAUUGCAAAGGCUGCGCUCGGUAUCGUUAUAUAUUUUUUUCUAAAUGUAUAAUGUACGCAGUCAACGCCUUACAGAUGGCAUUUAGUAAAGGACAAAUUAAGAUAAAGAGAAAACACACUAAUAUAGUGGUUCUUUAGAACUAUAUAUGGUGACUAAUCAGCUUCAUGACGACCCAGUAUUCUUGCCAUGCAGACGUCCCUCUAAUAUUCUUUCUAAUUGAUGUCAAAUUGUGCUUUGUUCUGUAGAUUUGGCUCGUUUAUGUAUCUGGUGGAGCUUUGUAUUGCCAUUUGGACGAUGCUACUUUAAGCUGCAUUCCCAUCACACAGUGAAUGGUGUGUCAUUAAUAUCAUUACAUGAAUAUCAUGAUCGAAAAAUCAGUAUUACUAAAUGUGAAAGAUUUUUCACUGUGGCAAAAAGACGCACUUUGG
Molecule: messenger RNA, 3617 nt
Organism: Portunus trituberculatus (swimming crab)
Lineage: Eukaryota; Metazoa; Arthropoda; Malacostraca; Decapoda; Portunidae
Product: soluble guanylate cyclase gcy-34-like
Exons: 16
Coding region: 157-2034 (625 amino acids)
Biological process (GO): intracellular signal transduction; receptor guanylyl cyclase signaling pathway; cGMP biosynthetic process
Molecular function (GO): peptide receptor activity; guanylate cyclase activity
Source: RefSeq, a predicted model, not a curated record